Closterium sp. Naga37s-1 is the source of this 909-nucleotide messenger RNA. The record is from the annotation of a GenBank genome assembly. NCBI's taxonomy places the organism in Eukaryota, Viridiplantae, Streptophyta, Zygnematophyceae, Desmidiales, Closteriaceae.
AUGGGGGGACAUGUCGCACGCCUCUGCCUGUCUGCCCCGCUAGAUCCCCCUUCUCUUCCUCUCACCCCAACCCCUCUCCCCCCGCACUUCCCCCGCAGGCGACUCUCAGGCGUGGUGUGGUCUGGUGGCGCACUCAGCAGGUGUGAGGCGCGCCUCUGCCUGUCUGCCCCGCUAGAUCCCCCUUCUCUUCCUCUCACCCCAACCCCUCUCCCCCCACACUUCCCCCGCACGCGCCUCCCAGGUGUGGUGUGGUCUGGUGGCGCACUCAGCAGGUGUGAGGCGCGCCUCUGCCUGUCUGCCCCGCUAGAUCCCCCUUCUCUUCCUCUCACCCCAACCCCUCUCCCCCCACACUUCCCCCGCACGCGCCUCCCAGGUGUGGUGUGGUCUGGUGGCGCACUCAGCAGGUGUGAGGCGCGCCUUUGCUUGUAUGCCCCGCUAGACCCCCCUUCUCUUCCUCUCACCCCAACCCCUCUCCCCCCACACUUCCCCCGCACGCGCCUCCCAGGUGUGCACCAGAAGCAGCACACGGGAGGGGGGGGGGAGGGAGCGGGGUCCCAGCUGCCAAGUCCGUCACUCUGCAGCCCUCAGCGACGUAGCAGCUGCCCUUUUUAUGAAAAGGGAUUAGAGGUGGUAGGAGCGCGGAUAUGUGGUCUCCUCUGCUCCCCUGCUACAGCGCGCAACACUCCGCUCCUCCCCUCAUUCUGCUGCCCCCUUCACUCUGCAGCGCUCAGUGAGGGAGCAGCUGCCGUUUCCAAUACCGAGAAAGCAUCACUCCGUCCGUACCUCCCUCGUACGUCUCCCCCCUCUGCUUCGUCUCCUCUGCAGCUUCGUCUCCUCUGCUGCUCCUACUCCACUUCUCAGCCUCAUAGCAUCGUCCAUGAUGCGAGGGGCCUGGAGCAAGGCCAUUGA